Messenger RNA from Ictidomys tridecemlineatus (thirteen-lined ground squirrel), 3197 nucleotides. RefSeq names its product Ras association domain family member 5 (gene Rassf5). The record is from RefSeq and is a predicted model, not a curated record. Gene Ontology annotation, biological process: signal transduction. Gene Ontology annotation, cellular component: nucleus. Lineage: Eukaryota; Metazoa; Chordata; Mammalia; Rodentia; Sciuridae.
GGCCCCAGUGACCAACGCAGGCGGCCCCGCCCGCUCGGCCGGGCUGGCCCCGGGAGGGGUCACCACCUCGCGCCGCAUCCCAAGCCCGCCCCGUCCGAGGCGCUCGCAGCCUCUGGCCGGGGGUCCCAGGGCUCGAUGACGGUGGACAGCAGCAUGAGCAGUGGGUACUGCAGCCUGGACGAGGAGCUGGAAGACUGCUUCUUUACGGCCAAGACCACCUUUUUCAGGAGUGUGCAGAGCAAACAUCUGUCAAAGAAUGUCUGUAAGUCGGUGGAAGAGACGCGCCGCCCACCCACGCUGCAGGAGAUCAAGCAGAAGAUCGACAGCUACAACAGCAGGGAGAAGAACUGCCUGGGCAUGAAGCUGAGCGAAGAUGGCACCUACACGGGUUUCAUCAAAGUGCAUUUGAAACUUCGACGGCCUGUGACAGUGCCUGCUGGGAUCCGGCCUCAGUCCAUCUAUGAUGCCAUCAAGGAAGUGAACCUGGCAGCCACCACAGACAAGCGGACAUCUUUCUAUCUGCCAUUGGAUGCCAUCAAACAGCUUCACAUCAGUAGCACCACCACAGUCAGUGAGGUCAUCCAGGGGCUGCUCAAGAAGUUUAUGGUUGUGGACAAUCCCCAGAAGUUUGCACUUUUUAAGCGGAUACACAAGGAUGGUCAAGUGCUCUUCCAGAAACUCUCUGUUGCUGACUGCCCUCUCUACUUGCGUCUCCUUGCUGGGCCCGACACAGAUGUCCUCAGCUUUGUGCUAAAGGAGAAUGAAACUGGAGAGGUGGAGUGGGACGCCUUCUCCAUCCCUGAGCUCCAGAACUUCCUAACAAUCUUGGAAAAGGAAGAACAGGACAAAAUCCAGCAAGUACAGAAGAAGUACAACAAGUUUAGACAGAAACUGGAGGAGGCCUUAAGAGAAUCCCAGGGCAAACCUGGGUAACUGGUCUUGCUUCCUCUCCUCCCAAUGCCCACAGAUUUAUUUUUAUUAUUAAUUAUUAUUUUGCAACAGACACUUUUUCUCAGGACAUCUCUGGUGGGUGCAUCUGUACCCGCCUCAUAGUUCCAGAUGUGGCACAAAGUCUCUUCCAUGGACAAGUGUCUGUGUGGGGGUUGACUCCCGCCCACCCUCCACCGCUGUGCCCCUCAACAGACUCCACCAAGGAUCAGAACUCAUGAGAUGAACAGUGUUGUCCUCUCUCAAUCUGCAAGCCUUUCACAAACCAAAUAGUUGCCUCUCUUGUCACCAAACUGGAAACUUUCACACCAGCCGGCAAAAGGAAAAAGAGAAAAAGGUUUUAGAACAAUAUGUUCUUUCUCUGGCUUUGACUCAUCUUCAGUUUCUCUUAUUUGCCACCUUCAAUACCUUUAUUUAUGAGUCAAAUGUUGUAGCAUAUUCCUUUAGCAGGUCUGAGCUAAGUCCCCGAAAGCAGAAUAAUGUUCAAAAAAAGGACUUUCCCACUGCCCAAGGCACUCUGUACCUGCUUAAGGGAAGUUCAUGUGGUCUCUGGCCCAGCUGCUGGGCUAAGGCGCACCAAGGCGGAGGCUGGAUUUCCAGGGAAGCUGCCGCCUGCUCUGUCCCUGGCCCUCAUUGCUGAAACUGUGCCCGCGUAAACCCAAAGGGAUAUAUAUGUAUGGUAGUCAUAUCUAUGUCAACAGUCUUUGUUUUUAAGUUACAAAUUUGUUUUUAACAUUACUAUCAUCUUCAUGUGUUUCCAUUAAAGGGAAACUAGCCAUUUACCAUUUUAAAAGUCUCCUGCUGAGUCUGGAAAUCAGGCAGCAAGAGAAAGCCAAAAAGCAUUGCAGAGAAACGUGUCCAAGCUGUCUACAGCCUUGCCUCCACCUUCAGCAGCGGAGGGCCUGGCCGCCUUGGGUUCCCCCAGGGCCUCCAGCACUGCCUCCUUCCUCCCCCUGGAACUCUGGGAUCUCCAGGUGCUGCCAGAGGCAUGGCCUUGGUUACAGAGGGGGAUCCUCCAACAGGGCCAACUUGGAGUCCUUUCUGUUGUGAAGCUGGCCAGGCAUGGCUCAGUGAACCUGUGGGUCUGGCCUCCCGUUGACCUCAGUGCCUUUUGUUUCAGAGAGACAGGAGCAGGGCAUGUUUGCAUGAAGCUCUGCUGCUGACUUGCUUCUGCCAGGAAGUGGACAAUGGCGGUGUGGGAGACAAGGCCAGGGGAGCCCUCUCUUUGAGCAUAGGGUGAGGGUUACACACCUCCUACCCAUCUGGGUUCCUAGGCUUUGACUUCCCAAGAAGUAAUAUCAGCACAUUGACAGGGAGGAUCAUAUUCCUGACUCUGAAUAUUUGUACUGGCGCCUUGUUUAGGUUCAAGCUUAAAAUAAUUAGCCAGACAAUUCCAGCAAGUAGCCAGGACUGCAGAGAUGCUCCAACCAGAGGGAGAAGGACUUGCCAUUCUCAAAAACAGAGUUGGUUUUCCCAUCCAGCCUCGGAGUGACCAUUUCUUUGCUGCCCUCUGCCUUCCUAAGUCCCUCUUGGGUCAGUUCCAACCCAAGCUUUGUGUAGCCUCCGAAGUUUCUUCCUUUACUAAGGCUGAGUCCAUACUGCCCUAUUCCCAGAGGAAUGCUGACCCCUUGUCAUAAACACUGUGUGUCAUCUUCAGAGCUACAAAAGCAACAUGAGCUAGAAACAAUUUUUUAAGCCACAAAAACCCUGGUUAUCUGCCAUCUCAUGCUCAGCCUUAUCACUUUCCUCCCUUAAAAAAAAAGUAAAUCUCUCUCCCUGCUGCAUAUUAAAGGAAGCAGGUAGAGAGAAUCCCUUUCCCUUUGUCCUGCAUGUCUCUGACCUUAAGAGAAGGCAUGGCUCCUGCUGCAACUGCUGAAUGCUGCUGAGACCCUCCCUUGAUUGGGAUGGCUAUUUUAUUUUUGAGAAGGAAAAAAAAAGUCAUGUAUAUAUAUAUAUGUAUACAGGCAUAUAGCUAUAUAUAAAGAUGUAAGGGUGUUAAUGAAAUAAGAUAAUUAUGGGAAAAUUCAGUCUUUAAAGCACAGUUAGACCCAGGACCCAUGCUGAGGUCUGAGCCUCUGGAAGGCGUAUAGAGUUUCCUUCCCUCCCAGAGGUGGGUGUGACUGCUGGUAGUGCCUUCUAUGGUCGUGUUGCCCAGUGUAUAAGUGUUUGUUCCAAGGAUAUUUUCUUUUUAAUUGUCUUUCUUAUAUGGGUUUUAAAAACAAAGUAAUAAAAGCUUGUUGUAAAAAUGA